Messenger RNA from Paramecium primaurelia, 2620 nucleotides. The record is from the annotation of a GenBank genome assembly. NCBI's taxonomy places the organism in Eukaryota, Ciliophora, Oligohymenophorea, Peniculida, Parameciidae.
AUGUAUUAGACAAGUUAGCUAAUUAACCGUCGACCCAACAUGAGAUAAUUAACUGGUAGGGCACGUGACAUCUAAGAUGAUGAUGACGAUGAUCCUGGCAUCUCUAGUUUUGCAAGAAGCAAAGUCGAUGAUGAUGAUGAAAAAUUCAAAAAUCAAAACAGCGAUCCUGAUUUUCUUGAUAGUCUAUUGAGAAAAAAGAGUAGAAAUGACUCCAAAGUAGAUAAAGUAAAUAUACUUUAAUAAUGUCUAAGUCCAAUAAUAGUUCAAUUAUACCUAGUACACCACCUCCCUAAAGUACAAGUAAAAAGAGUGAUCAAGAAAUAUCAAAUACAGAUCCAAAGAAAGGAUAAGCAUAAACAUAAAAUAAUUCAGGAAAUAAGGAUACACCCUAAUAAUAAUAAUAAUAAAAGCAAUCAUAAUAAACUCCUGCAAAACCCAAUACUACUCAGCCAUUCUAAACUCCAGAUCCAAAAUAACAAUAACCUUAAUAAAAGACUCCUGCAUAAUAACCAUCAUAAACUAAAACACCUUAAGCAUAACCUCAACCAUCAUAGUAAUCAUAAACCCCACAAUAAACAAAGACUCCUUAAUAAACCAAAACCCCUCAAUAAUAACCCACUUAAUCAUUAACUCCAGCUACAAAUAAGACAUAAUAGAAUCAAAAGUAAACUCCUGCUCCUGCACCAAAAGAAAUAGUAGAUCCUACAAAAUCAAUUUCAAAUAAACCUUCAGCAAAAAAAGAAGAACAAAAGAAUUAAUAACCACUACCUUAACCAGAGUAGCCAAGUAAGGUUCAACCACCUCCAAAAGUUGAAUAACCAACUAAAAUUGAAUAGCCUUCUAAAACUGAUUAAUCUAACAAGGGAAAUUAAAAACAACCACAAAAUCAAUAACCUUAAUAAAAUAGAAUUGAUUAAGAUAAUUAAUAAUAAGAAUAAGGACCAUAAGUUUCUGAAAAUAGACCAAAUUUUGUUAGGAGAGGAAAGAACAUUUAGAAUGUUAAAGAUGUUGCUAAAAAUAUCAAAACAAUACCAGAGGAUAGAAUUAAAGCUUUAGAACCAAAGAACAAUAUUGAAGUGAGUAAAAAAUUAUCAUUGAAAUUUGCACCAUAAAAAGAAUAUACAGAUUCAACAUUUCCUCCUAAUGAUUUAUAAGUAUUUUAAGUGUUUGGCCAUGGUUAAGUUGAUUUUAAGAGGUUUAAUCUUGGAAGAGAAUAAGAUACUCAUUAAGUAGUUGAUCCAAAUGAUAUAGUACCUGGUUAAUAAUCAAGUACUCUAAUGUAAGUAUUGGCUGCUAUUGCUGAAUAACCAUAAUUAAUUACUAGAAUUCUGGAAGAUCAAGUUAUUAACGAAUUUGGAUUUUAUUAUGCUAGAUUAUGUAUAGGAGGUGUAUGGAAAUAUAUCUUAGUUGAUGAUUUGCUUGGUUAUUUUAAAGGAGAACCAAUUGGAGCAAGGACAACAAUUGAUAAUAAUAAAUUAAAGUAUUAUUCAUUAUUGAUUAAUUAGAUCAUUACAAAAAUCCAAUCCUGGGUAUUAAUCAGAAAUGUGGCCAUUCAUUAUUGAGAAAGCAUUUGCAAAAGAAUAUGGAAGUUAUGAAGAUGCAUUUAAAUUUGCUACAGUAGCUGAUUUUCUUUAAGAAACAACAGGAGCACCUACUACUGUUGAAUAAAUAAGUGAAAAUGUUUUGAAAUCUUUGACAUAGAAUGAUGUUGCUCUAGUACAUUUAGCUGAUGGAAUUUUCACAUACUUAAGUUAAGAUGGUAAAGAUGUAACUCUACGUAAUCCUUGGGGUUGGGUCAAGAAUUAACCAAGUACUGCUUAACCAGAAGGGGAAUUCAAAGUUCCCAUAAAAAACAUUUUAGGUAAAUAAAUCACAAUUUCUAAAUGUGUUCCUAAUAAUUACCAUAUCAGUUAUAAUUUGAAAGCAAAUAAUGAUGCUUAUUCAUCAUUUUAUGUGGAUGUACGUUAAGAUACUGUUGCUACCUUUAGAUUACAUUAAAGAGAUGAAAGAUAUUUUAGAAAUAAUAUAUCUAAAAAAUAUGAUUAUUGUUUUGCAAGAUUAUUAGUAUUUGAUGAAUAAUAAUAAUUAAUUGCUGAGGAUUUUGGGUAAUUUAAAACAUUAAAUGUUAAUGUUAAUUUAUAAAAGGGUAAAUAUACUAUUGUAAUCCUUUUGGAUUUCUUAAAUGAAUAAUUAUAUGAUAGCACAUUGACUUUCUAUGGAACUUAAUCAGUUGAUAUUAGUAGAAUUAAUUAUAGGUAGUAACCUAAUUUAUUGGCUUAAUUAUAUACUUAAGUGGCAAUUAGCAAGGGUUAAAAAAAAUAAAAUGGAUAAGUUGAUGAAUUUACUUAUGUUUCUGAUAACAAAUUAACUAUUUUAGCUUGGAAGUAUAAUGGAACUCAGCCUAAUAAGUGGAGCAAAGAUUUAAGCAAAUAGACUAAUAGAAAUAAUAUGAAACCUAUUACAUUUGUUAAUGUAGCAGACACAUAAUAAUUAAAAGUACUCACAACUGAGUAGAUUAAACAGUUGAAACUGAGUAGCUGGUAGAAUGCAUCAUCAUUCAAUAUUGAAUUCACUUAAUAAAACAACACUUAUGCAGUUGUAUUCAAGUGAUUAAUUAUUA